Molecule: messenger RNA, 969 nt
Organism: Priceomyces carsonii
Lineage: Eukaryota; Fungi; Ascomycota; Pichiomycetes; Serinales; Debaryomycetaceae
Gene: CSP37
Product: Csp37p
Exons: 1
Coding region: 1-969 (322 amino acids)
Source: RefSeq, a predicted model, not a curated record
AUGUCGGCCACUAAGUAUUUUCUUGGAACAGCAGCCAUUCUCGGAGGUGUUUACUUCUACGAUCAAAAUGUGCAGCCAAUCAUCCCUAGAAAACAGCAAGUGCAACAUGACUUGGAUAAAUUAAAUAAGAAGCAAACCAAUUUAUCGAAUAAGUUCACCCUGAAAAUUGACGAAACCAAGCAAAAGGUUCAGAAGCAACCCCCCAUAAAGGAACAGAUUAAGGACACUUCAGUGUAUCAAAACCUUGCAAAUAACGCUUCUGACGCUAAGGACAAGUUUAAUAAGAACACCACCCCUGAUUCUGAGAAGAACUUUUUGGUUAGAGGAGUAGAUAAGUACAUCGAUACCGUAAAUGAUAUCGGUGGAGGCAAGAAACAUAGUAAUGUCCAGUCUCUUUCUAAUGAGGCCGAAGCUCAAAAGAACUCUUGGUUCAAUUGGUUCCAGAAGGAGGAUGAUAGGUUUCAAAAGAAAUUAGACAACACCAAGGAUGAUGCCGCUAACAAGAAGAACGAAUGGUUCAGUUGGGGAUCUAAGAAAACUGAUGAAUUGAAGGAUAAGUCCAACGCUUCAGCCGAUAGAGCAGAAGAAAAGAAGAACGAAUGGUUUAACUGGGGCUCUAAGAAAUCAGAUGAAUUACAGAAUAGGGCUUCCGAUUCUUAUAAUUCUGCUAAGAAUGAAGCUCAAAAACAAAGAUCCAACUUAGAAUCAAGUUUGGAGUCAACUAAGAACCAAUUCACUAGCAGCUAUAAUGAAGGCAAGCAGAAAGCUAUUGAGAGCUAUGAAAACGCCAAAUCUCGCUUAGAUGAAUUAUCCGCCAACUUUUCUAAAUCUCAAGAACCAGACAAGCAAGAAAAGUUGAACAGAGCUAAAGGUGACUUUAAUAGCUCCUUAUCGAAUUUGAAAGCAUAUGGGGAUGAUGUCGUUGAUGAGAUCAAUAGCAAGGUCAAGAGUGCUUUUGGUAGUAAGUAA